Messenger RNA from Saccharomyces mikatae IFO 1815, 504 nucleotides. It is a transcript of the gene DLS1, whose product is annotated as Dls1p. The record is from RefSeq and is a predicted model, not a curated record. Gene Ontology annotation, molecular function: protein heterodimerization activity. The transcript has a single exon. Lineage: Eukaryota; Fungi; Ascomycota; Saccharomycetes; Saccharomycetales; Saccharomycetaceae. The coding region runs from base 1 to 504 and encodes 167 amino acids.
AUGAGCAAUAACACUAUCAGUAUAGAAACGGUGUCUGCACCACUGUAUUUGCCUAAGUUGCCUGUAGAAAAAGUGCAGAGAAUUGCUAAGAAUGAUCCUGAAUAUAUGGAUACUUCGGAUGACGCAUUCGUAGCCACAGCAUUCGCUACUGAAUUUUUUGUCCAAGUGCUGGCACACGAGUCCCUACAACAACAACAAAAACUGCAGCAGCAGCACGUACCACGUCUCUCGGACGAAAUCACACUAUCGUAUGAUGACAUCUCUACGACAAUAGUGCAAUCUGCUGACGGCCAUCUACAGUUUUUGAAUGAUGUGAUACCGACGACAAAGAACCUGAGGCUUCUGGUGGAAGAAAACAGAGUUAGAUACACGACAAGUGCUAUGCCUCCUCAUGAAGUUUACUCUGCCUAUAUGAUGAACGAUACUGCUCCGAAGCCCGACAUUGUCGAGAUCGAUCUUGAUAAUGACGAAAAUGACGACGAAGACCUCACUGAUCAAGAAUAG